GCUGCUUGUCGUAAAAGACGUCGGUGUCAGAGUUGUUAGAGAAUAAAACCGUUUUCUUGUUUUUUGUUUAUUAAACGUCGGCGGAUUUCUUCUUUUGAAAUGUCUAAUAAUUAUCGUGGCUGCUUGUGGGCUGAAGCCGGUACCGUCUGACAGGUUUUAAAGGAGUGUGAAAAUGAGCUGAUCUCAAAAAAAAAAAAAAAGAGCCCGAUCUGGAAAAUGAAAAUGGCAACAUUUAGCGGUGACGGGCAUUCUGUCGUGGUGGAGGUUAGCCCAGAUAUCCACAUCUGUGGUUUCUGCAAGCAGCAGUACAACAACUUUGAAGUCUUUCUCGCCCACAAGCAAAAUGGAUGUUCCAUAUCCACUUCUGACGCAUCGGCUGCCGCUGCAGCGACCACUCUCACCGAUUCCAGCACAGAGUUUGUUUUUGAGGAAACCUACCAGACGUGUGUUAUGAGAGGUGUCAAAAAGAUCCUGACCAAAGCACAGAAAGCGCCUUCAAAAAAAUUAAAACCCACCCUGACUUCAAAGAGAUACAGUUGCUGUUUUUCAGGUUGCACUUUCAAGACGCAGUAUGGCCAAAAAGAUAUGGAGCGGCAUCUCAAAACCCACACGGGUGAGAAGCCAUUUGAAUGUGAGCUGUGCUACAAGCGCUUCAGUCGCCGGGACAAACUCAACAUGCACAGCCGCUCACACACGGGCGAGAAACCGCACAAGUGUAAACACUGUCCGUACGCAGCGGCGGACAGCAGCAGCUUGAAGAAGCACCUUCGCAUCCACUACGACGAACGACCGUUUAAAUGUCAAAUCUGUCCCUACGCCAGCCGCAACUCCAGCCAACUCACCGUGCACCUCCGCUCUCACACCGGGGAUGCGCCUUUCCAGUGCCAACAGUGUGACGCAAAGUUCAAAAUCAACUCGGACCUGAAGAGGCACAUUCGGAUUCACUCCGGCGAAAAGCCUUACAAGUGCGACUUUUGCGAGUACCGCUGUGCCAUGAAGGGCAACCUGAAAUCUCACAUUCAGAUCAAACACGGCACAGAAAACUCCUUCCACUGCCUGCAAUGCGACUUUAAAUGCACCAACAAAACUGCUCUACGGCAACACUCGCGGGAACACCAACCCGCUCAGCCCAUUCAGUGUUCCAAGUGCACUUACUCCUGCUCCAGCAAGGGGGCACUAAAAGUCCACGAGAGGAUCCACUCAGCAGAGCGUCCCUUUAUGUGUGACUUCUGCAACUUUGCCUCCAAGCAGCGCAGCAGUCUUGUCAUCCACAAAAAGAAGUUUCACUCUGAUAAGGGCGAGAGAAGUGUCAGAGGAGGGGUUAAAAGUGUAGGCGGUGACUCUCCUAAGCCUGGCAGCUCCCGGUAUCGAGCGAAACUCGAUGCAACACGAGCGUUCAUUUGUGACUUGUGCAAUGCCUCUUUUGUGAGGGAAGACUCUCUGCGGAGCCACAGGAGGCAACAUAGAAAUGCUCAGAAUGCGUUACAGGUUCAGCUGUCUUCCCAAGCCGAUCCGCUCAACAUGGGUCAUCCUACCGCAUCGCAGACAAACACCCAGUUCCAGGUUCCUAUCUCAUCUGACGUGUCGCCUCCUUACAGCAGUGCACAGCUCAAAAUCAUUGUCUCUCACCCUCUGGGGCAUAAGAACCCCUUAAUUCCAGCUGCUGUGGAAACCCACCAGAAUAAAGCCAACAUGGUAUUGUUGAGCCCAGAAAACCAGGACAUGGUUGUCAACUCCAUGAUCCAACAGGUCAACCUCCUGGCACCUGUGCAACCCCUUGGGUCAUCCGAGAUUCAUGAAGGCACAGUUGAACCCCAGGCGGUUCUGUUGACACAGCUCAGUGCUGAGGACAACAACCCACUCCACCAGGCCCUGCUGCAGACAGCCAUACCCACUGAAGACUCCAGCAGAGCCACACAAAACUUCAUCACCACCCGGUCUGACCUAGAGGGCCUCAAUGCCUUGAUCCAGGAAGGUGGCACAGAGGUGACAGUCAUGACAGAGGGCAACGCAUCCAUAGUGACCACAGAAACUCCCACUGACAUGGUGUGUGGUGUGUCAGAGGGUAUGUCCAAGCCGGCAGGAACGCUUAUGGUCGAGGAGAGUGCCUUAACCUGUGGGAAUGGUGCAUUACUCAUGCCAAACAUCACCCUGGGAAGUCAGGGUGUGGUGAUCCACGGCCUUCCACUGAUAGUCUCCACUCAGCCUCAUCAGAAUGCAAUAGAGCAGCUCUCACCUCAUACACUCUACUCAGAUUCACCCUCCCUGGAAAGUAUUCCACAAUAAAUACAGGGUUUGUGGCUUUUAUUAUUAUUAUUAUUAUUUUGAAUGCAGAAACCCGAGGAGACUGUAACUGCAUCAUAAGCUCUUUCUUUGCCAAUAACAACUCUUAGGCCAAUGCCCGUUCAAGUGUUAACAUUUUUUUUUUUUUUUUUUUUACUAAGUCACAUUAAAACAUACGAAGCAGUCAUGCCUGUGAGUGUUCUAUUCAUUUCUGUUCAUGCUUCUUUUGCAGGAAAUCCUGGUUUAGACUGUUGGU
Messenger RNA from Thalassophryne amazonica, 2539 nucleotides. It is a transcript of the gene zfp64, whose product is annotated as zinc finger protein 64 homolog (mouse). The record is from RefSeq and is a predicted model, not a curated record. Gene Ontology annotation, molecular function: DNA-binding transcription factor activity, RNA polymerase II-specific; RNA polymerase II cis-regulatory region sequence-specific DNA binding. Gene Ontology annotation, biological process: regulation of transcription by RNA polymerase II. The transcript has 6 exons. NCBI's taxonomy places the organism in Eukaryota, Metazoa, Chordata, Actinopteri, Batrachoidiformes, Batrachoididae. Bases 217 to 2286 code for a protein of 689 amino acids.